Rhizophagus irregularis DAOM 181602=DAOM 197198 is the source of this 1237-nucleotide messenger RNA. RefSeq lists its product as uncharacterized. Gene Ontology annotation, biological process: L-valine catabolic process. The record is from RefSeq and is a predicted model, not a curated record. Gene Ontology annotation, cellular component: mitochondrion. Lineage: Eukaryota; Fungi; Glomeromycota; Glomeromycetes; Glomerales; Glomeraceae. Gene Ontology annotation, molecular function: NADP binding; 3-hydroxyisobutyrate dehydrogenase activity; NAD binding.
AAAAAAAAAACCUUUCCUAAAAUCUUGUCGUUUCCCAAUGUUUCGUGUUGAUAUCUUUCGCCCUUUUUCUAAGAAUUCUAAAUUUUUCCUGGCUAAGACUAUUAUUCAGAAUAAACAUUAUUAUUCCACACAGAUAUCACGUAAUGACACAGUUGGAUUUAUCGGACUUGGCCAGAUGGGUUUCAAAAUGGCCAAUAAUUUAUAUCAAAAAAUGAAUUCGCCAUUAAUCAUACAUGAUAUAAAUAAAGCUGCAAUGGAAAAAUUCACAUUACUUCAUAAAUCAACACUAUCUCAAAAACCAAUUUUUCAUGUAAAUUCACCAAUUGAGGUAGCACGAAAAGCUUCAAUAAUAAUUACAAUGUUACCAUCUUCACCCCACGUAAAAAAAGUUUAUUUAGAAGGACAAGAUAGUUUAAUUAAUGGUGUCGAUGAAAAUAGUUUUUUAAUUGAUUCUAGUACUGUUGAUCAAAGUGUCUCCAAACUAGUUUCAAAUCAGAUUAUUGAUAAAGGUGCUAGAGCUAUCGAUGCUCCUGUCUCUGGAGGAAUUGUUGGCGCCGAAGCCGCUACUUUAACAUUUAUGGUAGGAGCAUCUACCUCAGAAGAUUUCAAUAAAGCAAAAGAAUAUUUAAGUCAUAUGGGUAAAAAUAUAGUUUAUUGCGGAAAACUAGGUACUGGACAAAUAGCAAAAAUAUGUAAUAAUAUGUUAUUAGCAAUAUCAAUGGUUGGUGUGGCAGAAACAAUGAAUCUUGGAGUGCAACUUGGCAUGGAUGCAAAAUUACUAGCAAAUAUAUUAAAUACAUCAACUGGUAGAUGUUGGUCAAGUGAAGUUUAUAAUCCUUAUCCCGGUAUUCUUCCAAAUGUACCUUCGAGUAAAAAUUAUGAAGGCGGUUUUAGUAACACUUUAAUGGCAAAAGAUACAAGAUUAGCUGUUAAAGCUGCUAUUGAUUCUAAUUCUACUAUAAUUUUAGGUGCCAUCGCUCAACAGUUAUAUAAUCAACUUUCUAAAACUGCUGGUUAUGAAAAGUGUGAUUUUAGUUCUAUUUAUAAAUGGUUAAAUGACCUUUCCAGAGUUAGUUAAUUAAUGUGAUUAAACCUGGAUUUCAUGAUGAACAUCUUAUUAAGAUCUUGGGUCGAUUUAAUUACGUGGUUUUUUUUGUGAUUUGUAAGUGAUAUGUGAUAUUGAUAUGUGAAAUAUAAAUGUGAUUUUACAUAAUACAUAAAAUAAAUGUUCAUUUUU